AUGAGAAGAGGUAGAGUUAAAUUGCAUGUAUAAAAAUAACAGUAGGGAAAUACCCAACUGAUAACGUCUCUGCGCUAAAAUACCCGUAUUAUUCACUACAUUGAUACCAAUAUAAACGCCGGCAGAACGCUGACCAGACUGUUUAUUAAUAAACAAACGAAAACGAAUCGAGGAUGAAGACAGCUGUAAUAGAACUUAUUCUUUGCGUUAUAACACUUGUCAGUAGCAUCGAGUGCGUCUGUGUGAACAGAACUCAUUUUUAUAUGUCGGGUACGUCCAACACAGCAAUAGAAAAUCGAUGGUUCUCCAAUUGCACAGGUCUUAUUAGACAUAUCAACUUGUCUAAUAAUGAAUUGAUUAAAGUCGAGAACUCAUCAUUUGACACAUUAUGGAAUGUGGAACUUCUUGAUCUCAGCAAUAACAAGAUUGCAAUCAUAGAGUUGAAAACUUUUGCUAUAAUGCGACGUCUCGAACGUUUGUACCUUGAUCAUAACGAACUGACUGAAAUUCCUAUGGACUUUUUCAAGAACAAAAACAAUCUAAUAAGUGUAGAUCUCUCUUACAACAAGAUCACAUAUAUUCCGCUGUCAGUAUUUAACUACACUAUGUUGCAUAUUGAAGAGGUUAUCCUUCAUCAUAACCAGAUAACAGCCUUCGAGCCUUGGGCCUACGUCAAGCAAGCUAUACGUCUGGACCUGCGUUACAACAAUGUAUCCACAUUUACUAACAACUAUAAUUGGACGUAUAUUUCAAGAACUGUGUAUGAAGGGGCAACUACAGAUUUGCGGCAUAAUAACAUCACAGAGUGGCAUGACUGGUACUUGAUACAAUAUAAAGACACAACUUCCCAAGAUACUGGUAUUGAAUCAGUACUAGUAGAACUGUUACCAGACAUUCGUGAAAACCCAUUUAGCUGUGAUUGCUAUGCUCAUAAUAUGAUUAAAAGAGUUAGACAGUCAUUUUUCUUGUGGGCUGAUAGCGAUUAUCUUAAUAUAACGUGUUACAAUCCUCCACAUUUACGUGGCAAACGGGCGUUCUAUGAAGUAGCCGUCUCUGAACUUGUUUGUAACAUUACGAAUGAUUGUCCAACAGGAUGUCUAUGCCAAGACCGGCCAGAAGAAGGCAUCCUUAACGUCGACUGUCAAGAAUUGAAUAUGACAAGUAUACCAGACACGCUCCCAAGAAGUCCAUACGAUAAAAUUGAGGUACAGCUUGGACACAACAAAAUAACCGAAUUUGGUAACGUUAGUUACUUACAGUACAUUACAAACCUGUCAAUGCCUGACAAUUUCCUUACCACUUUACCGUCCUUUGUCAUAGAAAAUAUAGCAAGUAAAGAAAAUGCAUUCGUUGACUUUCGUAACAAUUUACUCACUGUUGUUCCAUCAGGAGCACAGAAUAUCAAGUUUCAAGACGCGCACUUUCAAGGAAAUAACCUUGAAUGUUCAUGUGAUAUGCUAUGGAUGGUAGACUGGAUUAAGCUGGCACCAAAAUACGCUGAUAAGACCCUUAAUUGCACAUUUGAAGGCAAAUUGUACAAAAUAAUUGAUCUAAAUGAAGACAUUUUGAACUGUAAUAACGUUGGGAGUAUUAUCCUGAUUGUAGUGUUGUCUGUAGUAUUAGUUAUUGUGAUUGCCUUGUUGGUAACGGCUAAACGAUGCCCAUACGAGACGAAGGUACUUCUUUUCAAAAUUUUCCGCAUUCAUCCCUCGGAUAAAUAUGAAGUAGACAAAAACGCGGAUAAGACUUUCGACAUGUAUGUCUCUUUUGAUGACAAUGAUACAUAUGUCAGGCAAUGGGUCAUGAAAGUACUCUUCAAGCAGCUUAAAGAGAAGAAACCGUUUUACAAUUUGGGUGUAGCUGCGCGAAAUGCACCGCCUGGUCCUGAAGCUGAUGCUAGACUUGAAUUGAUUGAUAAAAGCAGACGACUUUUGAUUAUCCUUAGUACAGACUACGAUAACAACCACUGGUGUCAGUACGAGUUAUGCCACUCAGAAACUUUAGAACAAAAUGAAGGUCGAAUUAUUUAUCUAUUAUAUGAUAAAAACGCUGAAGAGAUAGCGAAAAAAGAACCAUGGUCAUCUAAAAUGAAAGGCAGAAAGGUGUUUAGUUUGGAAGAGAAAAUGUUGUGGUCUAAGCUGAGAUACGAACUGCCAAGAAAUCCCUUACCUGAACCUCUCAUGAGGAGGGAACGACCGCAAGAGUUUGCAAACAUAUGAGCAUUGUGUACACACGGCAACAUAUAUACAAAAAUAAAACGAAUUUGUGCUUCUGAAAGUAAAAAUGAUUUAAUAAUGGUAGUGCAUUGUGACAAGACUAAAUGCAGAGCAAAUAGAGAGAGAUAUAAUUCAUUGAGAUAAUUUUUAAAUUGUAGAGCUUGUAGUUUAUACUAGGUGCAAUAGUGUAAAAAUAAACAGUUAGCGUAUUGCUGUAUAUUCUGAGAUCUCGUGAUAGAGUCAAGAACUUAGAAUGUAGCACUUACUAUAUUAAAUAUCAACUAUCGUGUUUAUAUUUUGAAAUGGUAUGGAUGGUUGACAUUAAUUCUACAUUGUUAAAUUUGAACGGAAAUAAUUUUUUAUUUCGAAAAAGUUAUGGAUUUAAGGCUGAACUAAAAAACUGAUAUCUAAAUAAAACUGGAGAACUUUGUAGUGAAAUAUUCUCAGAAUAUAUGUUUCUUAGAACUUACAUCUUUUUCAUAUCUACGUAUCGUCUCAUCCUUUAUUUUCUCUUUAUUCAUAUUAUAAAGUGACGGAGAAAGGUGUUUUUCAUCCGAAAUCCGUCCUUUUGAUCUAGUAUAUGUGCAUGUAGAAUAAUAUGUUGAUAAACACCUAUACUACAAAUUUAUAUUUAUAGAUUAUUAUGUUUAAACUAAUAUAUUAUAAUAUAUAUAGUUGUAAAAUUGUUGCGUACCGUGGAUAGUAACCUUGAUUUUAAAGGAGUAGCUACUUGGAUUUUAUUAUUCUCUCAAAAUUAAAUUUUGAAAUUACAUUUACAUGCGUAAUUUGUAUAGUAUAUUUUCACAUUUGUAAAUCGAGAUACAGAGCGAAUGGUGAAAGCGGAUGUUAUUUUAUUCAUAAUAAAUGGAUGAGUUUACUCCCACUCCUCGAA
Mercenaria mercenaria is the source of this 3108-nucleotide messenger RNA. Its product is annotated as protein toll-like. NCBI's taxonomy places the organism in Eukaryota, Metazoa, Mollusca, Bivalvia, Venerida, Veneridae. The record is from RefSeq and is a predicted model, not a curated record. Gene Ontology annotation, biological process: signal transduction. Gene Ontology annotation, molecular function: protein binding. The coding region runs from base 174 to 2219 and encodes 681 amino acids. The transcript has 3 exons.